AUGGGUUUCCUAAACGCUUUAACAAGCGUGUUUUAUCAAAAUUUUAAGGCAUUGGCUUGAAUAGAUUUGAAAAUAAUUUUACAGAUGCAACUGCUAUCGAAUAAUAUGAACCAACUCUUCGGAGAGUCAAACGAUGACGAUGACGACUAUGACGAUACUAAGAGUGUUAAUCAUAAAAGUUAUAAGGACUGUAAGAAUAGAGUUCAUAACUCGGAUUCCUUCACAUCCACAUCUGCAUCCACCAACUCCGCGAGUUCUAUGCGUAAAGGCACUGAUUACGGGCCAAAAUAUUCGCAAUCGCAGCAAUAUAAUCAACGAUGAUGAACCAAAUCAUCAUAAAACAAUUGUUUUAAACGUGAUGUUACACACUUGGCAGGACUGGCUUGUUAACGCCGCAUAUAUGUUGACACCCAGCAGACUUUCACACACUUUACGUACAUUUUACUGCUGCAUACGUAUAAGAAAGCAAAAAAGUUGCAAAUGCAAAAUAAUAAAAGUAAAAAAAAAACAUUCAAAUAUAUGAAAAUCGUAGAGAAUAUAUAAUUUAAUGUUCGGCCAAGGCGUCUGUAAUUGCGCCACUAAAUAAAAAAAUUAUGAAAAGAA
Messenger RNA from Rhagoletis pomonella (apple maggot), 603 nucleotides. RefSeq lists its product as uncharacterized. Lineage: Eukaryota; Metazoa; Arthropoda; Insecta; Diptera; Tephritidae. The transcript is spliced from 2 exons. Bases 134 to 523 code for a protein of 129 amino acids. The record is from RefSeq and is a predicted model, not a curated record.